GAGACUCAUGAUAUCUGUUAUUUAUAUAUAUUUACAUCUUUGAUAGAGAGAUUUAACAACCACAUGUUUCUUUAAAAUACACAAAAGCCCAUUUCUUUACUCCUAUUUCGCAAGUCUUUACUUCCUGAUUGACCUGAUGUGGUUACUAGUCUACCAUGGAGCCCCCUGGAAGCCCAGACCCGGAUAAGGAUGACCUUCCUCUUUGGGCAAACACAAACCACAUGCUAGUCAAGCAUUACGUGUUGGACCUGACAGUUCACCUCCACAGCAGACUCAUCAACGGUAGCAUCGUCUUGUUCCUGGAGCCUCAGCCUGAAGCGGAUGAGGCUGAACGCCGUCAGGAUGGAGCCACAUUUCAGAAGGCAGAUACGACGAAGGAAACGUGGCUGGAGUUUGGUGCAAAAGAAGAAGACAAGGAGAAGAUAUGUGACUCUGUAGAUGUUCAGUCUUCCCAUUUAUGGGAAACUACCAGCAGUAGUGACUUUACUUUAGUGUUGGACUGCUGUGACCUCGACGUGUCAAAGGUGGAGGAGGUGGACAUCACCUCCAUACCAGGCAUCAUGGACCUCCUACCAGAGAGUGCAUCUGUAAGAUCAGACAUCCUGUCAGGAAAUCCACAGUCAGCCUUCAUGGAGAACCUGUUGUCCAUGCCCUCCUCCCAGUGGCAGACGAAGCACAGAAUCUUCUCGCUGUGUAGCCGUGCACCUUGUGCUGAAAACGGCGGCUCAAUGCCUUUUCGGAGGGACCUCUGGAGUCUGCAAGUAAGAAAGAGGAGAGUCACUUCAGCACAGCAGUUUCCUCGCGUUAUUAGAAUUCACUACCAGACGAAGGCGUGUGGACGCUCUUUGAGAUGGACCAAGGACCAGGACAACAGGUUGUGCGUUUACACGGCCGGCUCUCCCAUCAACAAUAGAGCCCUCUUCCCUUGCCAGGAGCCACCUGUUGCCAUGUCAACGUGGCAAGCAGCAGUACGGGCCCCCAGUGAGUGUGUGGUUCUGAUGAGUGGGGAGGAGCAGGCUGUUCCUACAAAGGAUGGAGACACACAUUUUUUGGUCUGGAAUUACUAUGUCACCAUGCCCAUGCCUGCGUCCACUUUCACGCUGGCAGUGGGCCACUGGCACCGAGUCCCAACAGAAACUUUUCCUGCUUCGGAAACUGAGGUUGGGAAAAUUUUGGACUGCCGCAAUAUGGCCAAACCCAGGCCAGAGCGAGGGGAAAGCUCUGAAAGCCGACUUGUGUCUCGGCUUGGAAAGUCUUCUCAUAAAACAGUGAAGGACUUUCCUCUCCAGACCGGCAGUGGUGAGGAGAACACCCAUUCAAGCUCUGCAUUCUGCCACUCUUCCUUGGAGGAUGAAGAGCUCUCUGUAACUGAUUAUUCAGCCAUGCUGAAUGACGGCACCUCUUGUUCCCAUAGCGACUACCCUUGCCGGUUUACUGAGUUGACGGCUUGGUCCCAGCGGGUGAUUCCACACCGCGUGUUUAGCCCUGUCUGCCUGCUGCAGAAGGCCCAGAUGAGCGUCCUCAAACUGCUUCCUCGCUGUUUGGCUGCAGCUCACGCUGUUCUUGGUGUGCACCCUUUUCCCCGUCUUGAUGUUCUCAUCGUUCCUGCUGGGUUUUCCAGUCUUGGCAUGGCCAGCCCCCACAUAGUGUUCCUGUCCCAGAGUGUGUUGGACACAGGAAGUCCUGCUUCUGGAGGGGGCAGUCUAUCCCUGUGCGGGUCUAGGAUUUGUCAUGAGAUUGCUCAUUCCUGGUUUGGCCUGGUUAUUGGAGCCAGGGACUGGACUGAGGAGUGGAUCAGUGAAGGCUUUGCUACCUGCCUGGAAGAUACCAUUUGGGCCCAAGCACAACAACUUUCUUCACAGGAGAGAUCAGAGCAGUUUGACCUGAAGGCACUGCUGAGGUGGAGACGACUUUCUGAUGAGAUGCAAAACUCAAAGGAGGAACUUCAGAUUCUCAGGCCGAACAUGGAAAAGACUGGACAGGUCAGUGAAUCUGGUUCCUCCACCGUCAAACAUGCCCUCAAUCCUGAGAAAACCUUCAUGCAAGUUCACUAUCUAAAAGGCUACUUCCUCCUCAGGUUCUUGGCCAGUGAAGUGGGUGAAGAAGAGUUUAUUAAUUUCCUCAGAAUGUUUGUGAGGAAAUAUCAUGGACAUCUUAUUUUGUCUCAGGAUUUCCUCCAAAUGUUUCUGACGACUUUUUCACACAUGAACAGAAAAAGCCUCACCCUCUGUGAUAUUUACUCUGACUGGCUUGAUCGACCAGGAAUUCCAGAGUGGCUGCGUGAAAGGAGCGCCGUGUGGCCACAGACCAGACUGGUGGAAGAAGUCAAAGAGGAGGUUAUAAAAUGGAUUCUGUUCAGUCGGACUCACCACGGAAAGGGCAGGAAGCGGAAACGACUAAAACCCAAGACAAACUUCAAAGAGCUGACGGCGGAGCAGCUCGUGCUGCUUUUGGAACUUCUGUUGGAGGAACCGCAGCAGAGUGUGGCAUCCAUGCACGCCCUGCACAAGAUCUACAAUCUGCACGGACAAGACGCUGAGGUCCGACAUCGCUGGUGUGAGCUGGUGGUCAAACAUGCUUUCACUCAGGGUUACGCAGACGUUGAACGUUUUUUAGUUCACAAUCAGGCCAUGGGUGUGUAUCUGUACGGGGAGCUGAUGCUGCAGGAGGACCCCGAUCAGCAGGCUCUGGCUCGCCGCUGCCUCUCAGCAGUCGAGGAGGAAAUGGACCCGUCAGCCCGCAGAGUGGUGGAGGAGAUGAUCCUGUGACUCUGGAGGUUGCAGAGACUUCAGGAUCCAGAGCUCACCUGUUCCUCUGGGACACUGCAGUCCAAGCACUAGCCAUCCCAACUGUCCAAAAAAGGAUACCAUCAGCUGUUACAUCUUUACACUGGAAAUGUUUUAGGAAUAAAAAGAGAUUUUUUUUUUUUUGGUACACCAAGAGUCUGCUUUGAGCUGCUGUGUUUGUGUGAGUCCAUGUCUGUUUAGUCUUAAGUCAUCUUCGAGGGGGUAUUCCAGAAAGCAUGUUUAAACUACCCAGACUUUAACCCUGAACUCUGGCUGAAAUCCACAUGAACUUGCUAACUCUGGGUAUGUGUGUUCCAAAAGACCGGACAUGAGUUAGCGUAAUUAUGCUCAACUUGGUAACCCUGGGUGAAUGCACAUGCACAGCAAGUACACAAAGACAUCCUCAAUCGUUCUCCGGAAUCACCAUGGAAAACGCGUGGAAAGAAAAAUAGAGUGCUAUACUCCAAUGAGACGGAGUCUGAUAUUUUAAUGACGGCGUAUGAAGAUUAUACCCCCA
This is a messenger RNA of Oryzias latipes (Japanese medaka), 3303 nucleotides long. It is a transcript of the gene aopep, whose product is annotated as aminopeptidase O (putative). Gene Ontology annotation, molecular function: zinc ion binding; metalloaminopeptidase activity. The record is from RefSeq and is a predicted model, not a curated record. Lineage: Eukaryota; Metazoa; Chordata; Actinopteri; Beloniformes; Adrianichthyidae. Gene Ontology annotation, cellular component: nucleolus.